GUGAUUUUUAGUGUCAUAGAUCACGACUUGUGUUUGUACAAGGAUCAUAGUAAUAAGUAUUUUAUUUUUGUAUUUUUAUUUAAAGAAAAAAAAUAUGAGUGCCUUUUGUGUAGAUAAUUUGAGCAGGGCUAUUAAUAAUGUCUUAAAUGACGAAGAUAAUCCUAAGAAUUUCAAAGGAAUUAAGAUUAAUGAUCUAGAUGAUCGAGGUUAUAAACGGGAAAUAGUAACUCAUUAUGAGAUGGAUAAAACAAAACGUAACUAUGCAAUAAUAUUUAACCACGAGAACUAUGAUAAAAAUUUUUUGGGCCCAUCAUCUAGGCGGGAUGGCACUGAUCUAGAUUGUCGAAAUUUGACUGAUGCUUUAGAGGGUUUAUCGUUUGAUGUUCAUGUCUGUCAAGAUUUCACUCACAGUGCUAUUGUUGAGAAGUUGAACGAAGUUGCGGAAAUGGAUCAUACUCAACAUAAUUGUCUACUUAUCGUUGUAAUGACUCACGGCGAUCUCGGUAUACUUGACGCUUACGACACACGUUAUGAUGCCGACACCAUUUGGUGUAACUUCACCCCAAAUAGGUGUCCAACACUUGCUGGUAAACCAAAGUUAUUUUUUAUCCAAGCUUGUCAAGGUAAAGAACUUGAUGGUGGUAGUCCUUUAGUAAACAGGACUGGAACUGAUGGAUCCACAUUUAAUUAUGAUUCAUUUCACAUCGGAACAGACUUUUUGGUUGCCUAUGCAACAAUAGCAGGCUUUUUUGCAUGGCGCAAUGAUUGGGGAUCAUGGUUUAUACGAAUAAUUUGCGACAAAUUGCGCGAACAUGGUACAACUGAUGAUAUAUUAACGAUCCUUACAUAUGUGAUUCAACAUGUUGCCAUAAAACUUCAGACUUAUAAUCCAGAAAAACCAAAACUAGAUGAGAAAAAACAGCUACCUUGUAUCAUAUCCAAACUGACAAAGCUUCUUAAGUUUUAUCCAAAGAAUGAAUCUGACCAGCUUUGAAUUAUCAGUAUUAGUAAUUUAUGAUCAAUAUCAAUAAAGAACAAUAUUAUUAUUAUUAUUAUUAUUAUCAAUAGACGUAGAGUAAAAAAUUGUCUUAUGAUUUAUACAUUUAUUAUUGAUUUCAGAAACUUGGUAAAAAAUUAUUAAGAUUUUUUUAAAAUUUUAAAUCAGUAGUCGUUAACUUCUGAUGAAUAUUGACAAAAUUAGCAUAGUACGCUCUAAAAAAUUGGGAGUGAAUUCGUAGUGAUUACGGAUUUUAUUUAAAUCCGAAUUCACUCGGUCACUUAGAGUUCCAGAGUUUUAAAAUAAUCUCUCCGAUUACGGAGUAGAUAGGGAACUUGUCUUUUCAGUGGAGUGAUUUCAGAGUGGUCUGCACAGAAAAAAUCUGAGCGUCGGUUGGCCCUGCGGGCCAGCCCCAAAACUUCCCGCCGUUUUCGAGCUCUUUGAGCUUUUCAAGCUCUAACAAGUUAUGGUUUAUGCUAAAGACUAUCAUUAAAUAUGCCGAUGUGGGUACUCAUUUUACAGGGAAUUGAGAGAUUAGUUGAAAAUUCUUAGUGAAUAUAAAAUAUCUUAAUUGGCCUGGAUAUCAUUCUUUGUUCCUUCGCUUAUCAAAUAAAUUAUCCAGAGGUAUCUCAAUUGCGUUAGUUUAUCUAAUAAAAUUUUCCUAUUAUACCAUCCACUAAUAGCAAAACUGUUACUGCUAAAUUUUUAAAAUAAUAA
This is a messenger RNA of Microplitis mediator, 1714 nucleotides long. RefSeq names its product caspase-1-like. Gene Ontology annotation, biological process: proteolysis; apoptotic process. Lineage: Eukaryota; Metazoa; Arthropoda; Insecta; Hymenoptera; Braconidae. Gene Ontology annotation, cellular component: cytoplasm. The transcript has 4 exons. The record is from RefSeq and is a predicted model, not a curated record. Bases 95 to 994 code for a protein of 299 amino acids.